CAUGGUCUACAAUGAUAAUGGUAAGCCAUUGGGCAUCCGAUUCUACUCCUUUGGAAGUGGGGAAGAAGACGUAGAGAUCAUGGACGCCAGGAUCAUCGAGGGAGGGGCCGCAGGACAGAUGGAAUGUACAGGGGGAACUGUCAUGAAGGACGGCAUGUGUGUGGAAGACUGUCAUCCGGAAUGCAACGGAUGCAUUCCAAAGUCUCCUGGAUCAAAGCUCGACACCGAAUGCCGUUUGUGUCGGCACUUUUCUAUUCGCCUGGAAAAUGGAAAUACCCGAUGUAUGGCAGAAUGUCCGCCUGGACAAAAAGCGGCUGCAAAUGGUGUGACCUGCAUAUGUGAGGACUUUUCCAUCCUUGACGAUGAUGGACAUACCCGAUGCGUUUCAACGUGUCCUGUCACUACCCAUCAAAUGGCCGCCGAUGGCGUGACCUGCGAACGUAAGUGCAACUUGUAUGCCCCUGUGUAA
Messenger RNA from Branchiostoma floridae (Florida lancelet), 469 nucleotides. RefSeq lists its product as uncharacterized. The coding region runs from base 2 to 469 and encodes 155 amino acids. NCBI's taxonomy places the organism in Eukaryota, Metazoa, Chordata, Leptocardii, Amphioxiformes, Branchiostomatidae. The transcript has 2 exons. The record is from RefSeq and is a predicted model, not a curated record.